UAGUUCUACUCGGUCAACUCGAGUCAGACUCCACUCGAGUCGACUCGAGUGACAAUUCCGUUCUAUUCGAGUAGAGUCAACUCGCAUUUCGUAUUCUAUUCACUAAUCACUAUCCCACCCAAACCAAAGGGAACCCGAGAUUGGACGACUCGGUACGAACUCGUCCGGCUCGCUCCGACUCGUUACGAACUCGUCCGACUCGCUCCGACUCGUUACGAACUCUUACGACUCGCUACGAACUCGUCCGACUCGCUCCGAACUUUUAGCGCGAUCCAUCUCUUGUCAGACAGAAUAAGUCAUUUUGUUCAUAACCCUAAGUGAUGUUUUGAAAGUGAUCUGUAGCCAUUAUUAAUUUUCAUUCUAUCUAACUAUGCCUCGGUACAACAAAAAAUCUGUGGUAUGGGAGUUUUACAAGAAAACUACAGAUAAUCGAGUGCAAUGUAAGUUGUGUUCAUCUUCCUAUAAACAUUUCGGAAACACAUCUAACUUAGUAACACAUCUAAAGAAUAAACAUCCAGUUCAGUAUUUGGACACCUCUGAUAGACAGCCAUCUCCUGGAAUUUCAAGGAAGUCAAGCACGAAUCUUCCAGCAGGUCCCUUGGUUGAUUCCGUAAGUAAUGAUGCUUCUACUAGUGGAACACAAACACAAGAUACCAACAUAUCUUGUGAUAAUUUUGAUUCAGAACCUCCACGCAAACGCCAUAAACAAAUGAGACUAGUAGCACCUACCAAAAUAAAUCAAAAAUCUGUUGAUGACGCUUUGUUAGACAUGAUAGUUUUAGAUUAUCAGCCCUUACAGAUAGUAGAGAAUGUUGGUUUCAAAAACUACACUAAGAAACUUAACCCGGACUACACUCUUCCAAGCAGAAAACUGUUAUCGACCAAAUUACUCGAUGAACGGUAUAAGGUAUGCUCAGAAGCCCUUAAACAAAAACUAGCAACAGUUGAAAAUAUUGCAUUGACAACAGAUAUCUGGACGUCAGAUAGUAAUAGAAGUUACAUGUCUUUAACAUGUCAUUUCAUCCUUGAUGCCAAGUUAAAUUCUAACGUGUUAUCUACCUCUGAGUUACCCUUGGAUCAUACAUCUGAUAACAUAGCUAACGCUAUAAGAAACAUUGCAGAAGAGUGGCAAGUACAUCAUAAAAUUGUCGCUGUUGUUACUGAUAAUGCCAGCAAUGUUAAAAAGGCUGUCAGAGAAAUUUUACAUUUGCGUAAUCACUACUGUGUUGCGCACACAUUAAAUCUUGCCGUUAAGGAUUGCAUAUCGAAGGGCAAUGAUGAAAAUGAUCAUUUAAAACAUGAUGAAUUGAUCAAAAUUAUCAGCAAAUGUCGUUCAAUUGUGACUCAUUUCAACCAUAGUGCUAAAUCUUCCUAUAAAUUGAUAGAUAUUCAAAAUCAAAUGGGUCUAGAAACGCUUAAAUUGAAGCAAGAUGUCCCAACUCGGUGGAAUGCAACUUUAUUUAUGUUGGAACGGUUGGUCAAAGUUAAAAUUCCUCUUUCAGCUACUCUGCCACUUAUACAGUCACCUGUACCAUCUCUAAAUGCUUCUGAGUGGGAUAUAAUUGACGACUGCAUUGCUUUACUCCAGCCUAUAGAAAAAAUGUCAACAUUUUUGUGCGGAGAAGCUUACCCUACACUAUCCAGUGUUAUACCAUUAGUAAGAGGACUUCAAAGUGUACUAAUAAAAAAGAACCCCCAAACAGAUGCAGGUAAACAUCUAAAAUCAUCACUAAUUGAAGUCAUUGACAAAAGACUGAAUGUUUAUGAAAAUAACAGGACAUCAGCCAAAGCAACGUUCCUGGAUCCUCGUUUUAAGAAAAAGGCCUUUGGUGUUGAAUCCAAUGCCCAAAACGCUCAGAAGUGGGUAAUUGAAGAACUGACCAAACUCCAACCCGAAUCAAGACAACCUCACACACAAAGCCUACCACCACAACCUGAGCCAAGGCAAUCAGAAGAGGACAAUCUGUGGGAAACUUUUGAAAAAAAGGUAGCUGAAUUGACCACCUUUCAAACGCCAACUUCUUCAGCAACAAUAUUGAUAAAUCAGUAUAUAGAACUACCGUAUUUAGACAGAAAAGCGAAUCCACUCCAGUUUUGGGAAGAGAGGAAGCACAUUUUCCCUUCACUUUAUAAACUAGCCCAAAUGUAUUUGUGUAUUCCUGCAACUUCUGUUUCUUCUGAACGUUUGUUUUCUAAGGCUGGGAUGGUUGCCAAUGAACGCAGGAACAGACUACUGCCUAAAAAAUUGGACAGUAUUUUAUUCUUAAACAGCUGGAGCAAGCCUACAGUACCAAAUUCAAUGUAG
Messenger RNA from Homalodisca vitripennis (glassy-winged sharpshooter), 2305 nucleotides. Its product is annotated as E3 SUMO-protein ligase ZBED1-like. NCBI's taxonomy places the organism in Eukaryota, Metazoa, Arthropoda, Insecta, Hemiptera, Cicadellidae. The transcript has a single exon. The record is from RefSeq and is a predicted model, not a curated record. The coding region runs from base 371 to 2305 and encodes 644 amino acids. Gene Ontology annotation, molecular function: protein dimerization activity; DNA binding.